UUCACUUUCUUCUCCAAUGGAUCCCCUCUCAGCCCUCCGCGAUUUCACAAUCCGUAACGAGCUCGACAAAAUCAUUCGAAUCGGCGACGACUUCCGAUUCGGAAACGAUUACGCGUUUCCAUGCACUACCGCCACCGCUUAUCGCUCUAAACAGGGUAAUCUCUACACCAUUGAAACCCUAGUACAUUUCAUCAAAAACCAUCACCUCAAACAUGGAGACUAUUUCCAGAACACCCGCGCUGAAAAGAUCGCCGCCGUUACCUUACCCGAUCGAAAACCCUUGCUUGAUUACCUCCAAGGCCGCGUCUCCUCCGUCGACGCCAUUGAAUUCGUCGCCCCACAAAAUCAGAAAUUUUCCGCCGCCGCCGUUGUCCUUGGAGAAGAGUAUCGACCGGAAGAUCCGGGUAUGAUGCAGAUUGCUCCGACUGAGAAUGAUUUCGACAUCAAUGAGGAAGCUGGAAUCGGGGUUCCAGAUAAUUUCAUCGCCAUGAUUCGGUCUAUUGAGCGGCCGUUGAGGGAUAGGGAAGCGAUAUUAGAGAGUAAGAAUAGGGAUUUCUACAGUGUGGUGAAGAGAGAAGAUGAGCGGAUGAGAAUGGAAGCGCAGCAGAGGAAGGAUGGGCUGGUUGCUAAGAACAGGUUAAUGAGUGGAGGAGAUGAAAGAGGGUUUGGGAAUGAAAUUGGAUAUGAUUCUGGUUCUAAAGCUAAUAAGAUGCAUCAUUUGAAAGGAAGUAAAGUUGGAGGAGGUGUUCCGAUUAUCCUUGUUCCAAGUGCUUUUACUACUUUGAUUACAAUGUAUAAUGUGAAGGAGUUCUUAGAAGAUGGUGUGUUCAUACCAACUGAUGUGAAGGCUAAGCAGAUGAAUGGGCCGAAGCCUGAUUGUGUAACGGUUCAGAGAAAGCUCGGUAAGGAUAGGGUUGUUAUGGCGUAUGAGGUUCGAGAUAAGCCUUCAGCAUUGAAAGCAGAGGACUGGGAUCGUGUAGUGUCUGUUUUUGUGUUGGGGAAGGAAUGGCAGUUCAAGGAUUGGCCUUUUAAGGAUCAUGUCGAAAUCUUCAACAAAAUUCUUGGAUUCUAUAUGCGAUUUGAGGACGAUAGCGUGGAAUCUGCAAAGACAGCCAAACAAUGGAAUGUGAAGAUUAUAUCGAUUAGCAAGAACAAGAGACAUCAGGAUAGAGCUGCUGCACUGGAAGUGUGGGAUAGAUUAGAAGAAUUUAUGCGAGCACGAUAACUUAUCCUUCAUUUAUUAGGGUUUACAUGAAUGAAUCAUUGUUAGGUGUUUUAAUCACAAGUUUUGUUUCAUCCCAAAUGCAAAUUGAUUUGGGAAGAUAUUUGAACCCCAAAUGUUUGUUUGUGUAUUAAUACUAUUGAUAAUGAGGUUUUACUAUU
This is a messenger RNA of Impatiens glandulifera, 1383 nucleotides long. RefSeq names its product protein CDC73 homolog. The record is from RefSeq and is a predicted model, not a curated record. Gene Ontology annotation, biological process: positive regulation of transcription elongation by RNA polymerase II; transcription elongation by RNA polymerase II. The transcript is spliced from 3 exons. Gene Ontology annotation, molecular function: RNA polymerase II complex binding. NCBI's taxonomy places the organism in Eukaryota, Viridiplantae, Streptophyta, Magnoliopsida, Ericales, Balsaminaceae. Bases 17 to 1225 code for a protein of 402 amino acids. Gene Ontology annotation, cellular component: Cdc73/Paf1 complex.